Molecule: messenger RNA, 763 nt
Organism: Jaculus jaculus (lesser Egyptian jerboa)
Lineage: Eukaryota; Metazoa; Chordata; Mammalia; Rodentia; Dipodidae
Gene: Icam4
Product: intercellular adhesion molecule 4 (Landsteiner-Wiener blood group)
Exons: 3
Coding region: 1-762 (253 amino acids)
Biological process (GO): cell-cell adhesion
Cellular component (GO): membrane
Molecular function (GO): integrin binding
Source: RefSeq, a predicted model, not a curated record
AUGGGGUCUGUACUUCUGCCUGUGUCACUUUUGCUGGCGGCCACCUGCCUGGUUAGUGGGAGCCCUCCCACGCCCUCGGGGCCGUUCUGGGUGCACAUAAACCCGGAGGUGAAAGCCGUGCGGCCGGGGGGCUCGGUGUGGCUUAACUGCAGCCACAGCUGCCCCCUGCCGGAGAGCAGCAGCCUGCGCACGCAGCUGCAGCAGGGCGGGAUGCUCCGUGGGCCCGGGUGGAUAUCCUACCAGCUGCUGGACGUCCGGGCCUGGAGCUCCAACGUGCGCUGCGUCGUCACCUGCGCGGGAGAGACGCGGGAGGCCACAGCUACGAUCACCGCCUACAAAAGGCCCGACAGCGUGAUCAUGGAAGCUCCGGUCCUAGUGGGCCACAAGUAUACUCUGCGCUGCUAUGUGACGCACGUGUUUCCCGUGGGCUUCUUGGUGGUGACCUUUAAGCGAGGCAGCCGGGUUAUUUAUUUUGAAAGUCUGGAGCGCUUCACGGGUCCGAACCUGGCCAACGUGACAUUGACUUAUGUUGUGCGCGCUGGGCCCAACGACCUCUGGCAGCCCUUGACUUGCCACGCGCGCCUCAAUCUCGACGGCCUAGUGGUUCACAGCAGCUCAGCACCGGUUAUGCUGACAGUCCAGGCUUUGAGCCCAGUCGCCAAAGCCUUGGCCUCCACCUCCAUCGCAGCCCUGGUGGGGAUCCUUCUUGCUGUUGGGGUUGCCUACGUGCGCAAGUGCCUGGAGAUGCAGUCCCAGGCCUAAA